Molecule: messenger RNA, 5011 nt
Organism: Polyodon spathula (Mississippi paddlefish)
Lineage: Eukaryota; Metazoa; Chordata; Actinopteri; Acipenseriformes; Polyodontidae
Product: Fanconi anemia group I protein-like
Exons: 38
Coding region: 140-4144 (1334 amino acids)
Biological process (GO): DNA repair
Molecular function (GO): DNA polymerase binding
Source: RefSeq, a predicted model, not a curated record
GAUUUGUUCUGACUGGCUUUUUGACUGAACAAGUCGAUUAAAUAGAAAUUUUGUCCUACUACAGAAGAAAAAAAAAUAAUCAAAUUGUACUGUGUAUAUAUAAAAAAGAAAUACAGGUAGAGCUGGUGUGUGAGCAGAGAUGGAGGAGAAGAUUGUGUUGCUGGCAGGAGGGGAGAAGCUGGACGGGCUGCUGCAGUGCCUGAAGGGUAUCAAAGACAGGGAGCUGAGCUCGCUGAUCUCACGCAAUGCUGUGAAGGGGAAGGACAUGGGGGUGCUGAUCAGGGCUAUAUUCAAAGGCUCUCCCUGUUCUCAGUCAGAAGGAGUGAGGCGAAGGCUGCUCCUGUACAAACACUGCAUCCAACUGUGCGAGUCUGGGGACCUGCAACUGGAGGUGGUGUCAGACAUCAUUGGACUGCUUAUGCUGGAGACUCACCAGCUGCCUGGACCGACCCUGGCUGAGCUGGCCACUCUGUAUGUAGACGCUAUCAAAGGAGGGAGCAUCACCAAUGGAAAGUCCCUGGAGCUCUUUCCAACCAUCCUCACUGCACUGGCGUCAAAGGAGACCCUGGCUUAUGGAAAAGGUCAGCUGAGUGGAGAGGAAUACAAGAAGCAGUUGAUAAACAGUCUUUGCUCCAGCAGGUGGGACCCUCAUUGUGUAAUUCACCUCACCUCAAUGUUCAGGGAUGUUCCUGUGACAGUGGAGGAGCUGCAGUUUGUGGUUGAGAAGGUGCUGCGGAUGUUCUCCAAGCUGGAUCUUCAGGAGAUCCCACCCCUUGUCUACCAGCUCCUCCUUCUCUCUGCCAAGGGCUGUAAGAAGAAUGUCCUGGAAGGAAUCAUUGCUUAUUUUAACGAGCAGGACCAGUGUCAGAAAGAGGAGCAGAAGGACAGUGAAUCCAUGGAUGUCGAGGUUGCCUCAGUCCCCCAGGACCAGCUCCGCCAUGUGGAAGGAACAGUGAUUCUCCACCUCGUGUUCGCCGUCAAACUGGAUCACGAGCUGGGGAGGGAGCUUGUUAAACAUCUGAAGGGUGAGGUGGGCAGGAUGCUGUGCCCCUUCAACAUCGCACUGUUGCUGUCUAUGGCCAGGAUCCACCGCUUCGAAGAGCAGAUAUCCGACUUCCUUAAAACCGCGAUAAUCAAGUGCUUUAGAGAUUCUCAGAUCCAGCAGGGCUCCAAGUUUAUCCAGGAGCUGGUUCCACUGCACUGCAGCGUGUCUGACAUGAUUAUGGAAACUGUCAGAAACAGUGUGUUUGGCUGGGACCACGUCACACAGGGGCUGGUGGAGCUAGGGCUCAUGCUGAUGGAUUCCUUCGGUCCAAAGCCUGGUCCCUUCGGGAAAGCAGCUGAGUCAAACCACAAUGCCCCCAAGACUGCCGCGCAGCAGGCCUGCAGACUCGGGGCCCAGAUCCUGCUGGAGACCUUUAAGGUGCAUGAGCCAAUCCGAAUUGAGGUUCUGGAGCAGGUGCUAAACCGAGUGAUCACGAAGGCAGCCUCUCCAAUCAGCCACUUCAUAGACUUGUUCUCAGACAUUGUCGUCUCUGCACCCAUGAUUCUCCUGGACUCUUCCUCCAAGGUUAUAGAAGCGUUCGACCACUUGUCUUACCUGCCUCUCAGCACAGUGCAGGGGCUGCUCAAGGCAGUGCAGCCGUUACUGAAGGUCAGCAUGUCCAUGAAGGAUUCCCUUAUUUUAGUUCUGAGAAAGGCAAUGUUUUCCAGCCAGUUAGAUGCCCGGAAGUCUGCAGUGGCUGGAUUCCUCCUGCUGCUGAAGAAUUUUAAGGUGCUGGGCAGUCUGGCCUCCAGUCAAGCCAGUCAGAGUGUAUCUGCAAGCCAGAUCCAAGUGGAUGUCCACUCUCGCUAUAACUCUGCUGCUAAUGAAACAUUCUGCCUGGAGAUCCUGGGCAGCCUGCGCCGCUGCCUGAGCCAGCAGGCUGAUGUCCGGCUCAUGCUCUACGAGGGAUUUCACGACGUGCUUCGCAGAAACUCCCAGCUGGCGAGCUCUAUCCUGCAGACGCUCCUUUCUCAGCUGAAGCGUUACUAUGAGCCUGAGCAGGACCUGCUGCCUCCUGUGAAGCUGGAAGGGUGUAUCACAGCCCAGGGGGACCAGAUCUUCCUGCAGGAGCCCCUGGCCCACCUGCUGAGCUGCGUGGUGCACUGCUUCCUGUGGUACCGAGAGCUGCAGCACCACAAUCGCCAUGAGGAAGAGGAGGAGGAAGAGGAGGAGGGGGGGAUUCAGGAGGAUCUGGAGAACAUUCUCGAUUCCAUCACACGACGCAUGAUCAAGAGUGAGCUGGAGGAUUUCGAACUGGAUAAAUCUGCAGAUUUUUCUCUUUCUUCGAAUGUGGGCGUGAAGAAUCACAUCUACGCUGUUCUAGUGAUGGGAGUGUAUGAGAUCCUCGUGGAAUUUAACUUUAGCUGUGCCAAUUACAGUAAGAACCGAUUUGAAGACCUGCUCGGCUUGUUUAACCGCUACCACAAGCUCUCUGAAAUCCUGAAGGAGAAGUCUGGCAAAGGGAAAUCUCCUUCCAGCAAACCAGCCCGCAGUCUGCUGUCUAUCGGCUUCGUCUCCACCCUGCUGACGGCUCUCUUCAGGGACAGCACACAGAGCCAUGAGGACAGCCUCUCUGUCCUGCGCUCCAGUACUGAGUUCCUCCGCUACGCAGUCGGCGUGGCGCUGCAGAAGAUCCAGCAGCUAGAGGAGACGGGCCACACUGACGGACCCGAGGGGCAGAACCCCGAGAAGACUUUCAGACACCUCUGUGAAAUCACCAGGGUGCUGCUGUGGAGGUACACCUCGAUCCCGUCUGCCGUGGAGGAGUCUGGCAACAAGAAGGAGAAAGGGAAGACUAUCUCCAUGCUGUGCCUGGAGGGGCUGCUGAGGAUAUUCAGUGCAGUGCAGCACCGCUACCAGAACAGAGUCCAGCAGUUCCUGUGCGCUGUAGAUGUGUCCGAGGAGGAGGAGGAGGGCCAGGCAGAGAAUGUCAGCGUAACAGAAAAAACUGCAUUUCACAUCCGGCAGUUUCAGCGAUCCCUGGUGAACCAGCUGAGUGGGGGAGAAGAUGAUUUUAACAGCAAAGAAGCCCAGAUAGUGGUGAACAUCCUGUCUGUGCUCUCACGACAGCUGGAGCCCUCGUCACCACAGUUUGUUGAGAUGUUGUCCUGGACAGUUAAGAUAUGUAAGGAGAGCAGGUUAGAGGAUCCCCAGUUCUGUAAAGGGCUGAUGUCCUUGCUGUUUAGUCUCCAUGCGCUGUAUAAGAGCCCAGUGAGUGUGCUUAGAGAGCUGUCCCAGGACAUUCACAGCCACCUUGGGGACAUUGACGAGGAUGUUGAAGUGGAGAAGCAGUCUCAUUUUGCCAUUGUAAAUGCCAAGACCGCAGCUCCUACCGCCACUCUGCUGGUUUUGUCCCAAGUGGGGAGGAUCCUGGAUGAAGUGGACUGGCUGAUCACUAAACAGAAGGCACAGCUGAGCAGUGAUAAAACAGCAUCAGCAGAUAAGCUGUCCCAGGCUGGCGUGCAGCCGGAGCCGGUGGAGAAGGCCCUGAUUCUGCAGCUGGGGACCCUGCUGACUGGGCUUCACGAGCUGCUGCAGACCUGCCUGCCUCCAGGAGGCUGCGUGGACACUCUGCUCAGAGAGCUCACCAAGAUGUAUACCAUCCUCACCUCCCUGGUGAAAUAUUAUAUACAGAUGUAUACAAAUCAACUGGGACAUCUCCCUGCCAGGUUUGAGAAGCUGGUGAAGCUUUCGGGGUCCCACCUGACUCCCCAGUGCUACGCCUUCAUAACCUAUGUGCAGCGUGAGGACCUGAGCUCUGGAGGAGGAGAGAAGAAAAAGAAGAAGAAAGAGGAAGCCACAACUGCUGCGUCGGCCAAAAUGCUACGCGAGACGAAAGCCAUUCCCAACCUGAUCUUCAGUAUUGAACAAUAUGAAAAGUUCCUCAUCCACCUCUCCAAAAAAUCAAAGGUGAAUCUGAUGCAGCACAUGAAGUUGAGCACAUCCCGGGACUUCCGCAUCAACACAGCCUCUCUGGAGGCUGCACUGCAGGAGCAGGAGGGGGCCGAGAAUGAGAGCCAGCAGACACAGAGCACUGUUUCCCAGGAGCCAGAAGAAAGUCAGGAACCAAAGAAGAAAAGAAGGAAAAAGUCAAAGUAAGAAAGGGUGUGGUAUGCAGAGCUGGUAGUGCUGCCUUGUUCCUAGUCAGGGUUUAAUGAUUACAGGCAUCGACUGUAUCUCUGCUGAAUUAGACUGACACAGAAAAGACGGGCAACAUAGCUGGAGCCAUUACAAAACUGUUCAUAGACACUUAUACGAUAUGAGCUCCGUAGUUCAGCAUUGUUAAGUUUGACACAAAACCUGUAUGUUCAGAUCAGGACGCCUCUUUCCAUAGACGGGUGUAUUGAAAUGAUUUCCCCAGCAGCAGAAUCGUCUCUGAAAAUGCAUGAGGAACCUCCCAGCUAUUUCCCUUUAGCCAGCGAUCCCUUGGUGAUUUCAAUAAUCUGAUAAAUAUCCAGGGAUUCUCCUACCGGAUAAAAGAGGUUCGACACAAAUAACAAGAUAUAUUUAACAAGUAUACAUACAUUUUCUUUUUUUUUUUUUCAUUCAAAGAUCUGAGAAACAAGCUAAAAAGUUUUACCAUGUCACAAAAAAAAACAAGACUUCCAUAGAAGAUCUGUUUCCAGAUUUUUCUGUGCUUAAGACACACCUGAGUUAGUUACCUGUACACUGACUACUUAAACUCAUUUUAAAACCUGGAAUGCACACAUUGCUACACAAUAGGGAGUAGCUCUGGAAAAAGCCGCAACAUAGAUACUGAAACUAGAUACCAGACAAACUAAAGAGAUCAGCAGUUCAAAACCUAUCUGCGAUUCACCUAUUAAACUACACUUUGAUGCCAGAUGGGAUUGGAAAUGUGACACCUGACCACCAUGCAAGUGUAGAAACUUUAAAUGAACUUCUGUAAAUGACAUCACUGCUGAUGUAUAUAAAAUAAAUACAUUCAUAUUGCAUGGGAGAAGAAAU